GCAGCUAGCAUGACAGAUGAGAGAACUCACAACAACUACAAGAAGAAUCGUAAAACUAAGGGCAUCGCCUCCAAAAGGAAAAAGAAGAAAGAGAUGAUGCCAAGUUCUAGUAGAGAGAAACAACAUGAUAUCCAGCCAUUGACAGUCAAUGCUGUGCUAAUAAGGCAUGAUGGAAGCCAUCUAACCAACUACAGUGGUUCAGAGCUCUCCACCCAGCCACCACCUCUUCCCAGACAAGGGAACCUCCACCCAGCCAUGACCCAGGCUGUAGCGCACAGCCAGAGCUGCCCUUCUACUGCCGACCUUCUACUACUCGGCCUGUCUGACUCUGAGCACAAAUGUACUCCAGAUGAACAGAGGCAGGACCAGGGGCACACCAGGCAGACAGGGCAGGCAGGGAAAGCAGGGAGGAAGAACCUAACCAAGCAGCAGGCUGUGAAAAAGGUCCCCAGAGAACUCAGGAAACGUGACAGACAGCCUUCGUCUGGGCGUAAAAUGACCCGGCCCACAGCGGAAACAGCAGCAGAGGCAGAGAAAGGGAGUGAGGGGGAGGCCCACUGGUGUAAGAUGUCAGCUGGAGAGAGGGAGUUCCCAGACACUGACACACGGAGAAUAAGGACUGAGGACACUGACUCUGUGCCAUGGCUCAGCAAGGACGAUAUUCACAAGAUGGAGUUCCUCUCGGGCAGCGAGGUUAUCAAUAAGGCCAGGGUCCCAGCCCACGGACAGGUCCUCCAUGUAGGGCUGGGUGCCCCUCAUCAUCCCCCUUCUCCUGGGGCUCCAUUGGCUGACCACAGUGGGCACUGCCAACAGGGUCUGUGUGCCCUGAUCAAACGUCCAGACGACUGGUUCGAAGUCUUCGCUUUCCAUUUAGACCGUGUUCUCGGCUUGAACAGGAGUCUGCCCACAGUGUUCAGGGCCUUCCACAGUGACAUCUUGCCUUAUAAAUACACCAGAGGGGCAGCCAGACCCGUGGUGUGGUGGGACCCAGGCAUCCAGCACCUGGCUGAUGAUGACAAUGACCAGAACUCGUUCCCUCUCACCUGGCCCCAGUACCAGAGCCUGCUGAGGGCCAGGUGUGGCAGUGGCAGCGGCAUGGCCCUCAACGAGACCCCCUGUGUGGGGGUUCACCAUGCGGAGUGGGGGCGCCUGGCACUCUUUGACUUCCUCCUACAGGUGAAUGAUCGUCUGGACCGGUACUGCUGCGGUUUCCAGCCUGACCCAGCAGAACCAUGUGUGGAGAACCUGCUACAUACCAAGUGCAGGAACUCAAAGGAUCUAAUGCUGGUGCACAUCCUGGUGAGGAGGGUAGAGCCUACCAGACUGGUGUUUAUAGACAAUGCAGGCAGGCCAAAUCAUCCCCAUGACAACCUCAACUUCCGCUUAGUAGAGGGCAUCGAUGAGUUUCCAGAGAGAGCCGUAUCAGUUCUCCAGUCUGGCUGCUUGGAGAGCAUGCUCCUGAGUUCGCUGUAUAUGGACAAGGAAUUCUGGGAGAGCCGAGGGGGGGCACGUGGCCUGAAACCUCUCAUCCACACUGUUGAGCAGAGAGGGAGAAUUCUGCUGCAGCACAUCCACGACAAGAGACUGAGACUGAACAGGGAUUUAUGAAUCCAAUGGCCCAGAAGGCACCUAGCAGCACAUUAAUUUCAUCCAGGCAGGGGGUGCCUGUGACAGACGUGGAAGCCUCCUCAAGGUCCCAGCCAGCCUAAAGACACAGGGUGUGUCUUAAAUGGCACCCUAUUCCCUAUAUAGUGCACUACAUAUGACCACAGCCCUUCAUUGUCUAUAACACCCUACGGGUCCUGGUCAAAGGUAGUGCACUAUAUAGGGAAGAGGGUGCUCUUUGGGCCACAGAUACAGUAUCCCGUUCCAUGCUGGUUGUGGUUCCCAUCCAUGUUGUAUCCAUACAUCUUGCCAACAUCCCUCAAGCCAAGCAAAUUAUGUUAUUGAAAUUGCACCGUCUUCUUCCCUGCCUGUUCAUGAGGUGAGUUUUGUAUUUUCUAAUAAAAAAUAGCAGAUUGAAAGAUGUAUUUAAUGUCUGUUAUAUGAGAUAAGCGUUUGGCUGUAAUCUUAAAAUGAAAGAUUUUAGAUCAAUGAAUAGCUUCUGAACUGGAUCCAGGCUUCUUGUCGAUAAGAAAAUACCAAACCUUUUAUAAGAUUGUGCUCCUAAGACAAUGAUGAGGAAACCCUCUCAAUUGGGUUAAAGGAACACAAUUAUUAUUAUUAUUAUUAUUAUUGCUGAACAUUGGACUUAUUGCCUAUGUUCCAGGACAUUUAGACAAUGUUGACUCCACGCCAAUUAAUGAACAAUGGACAAUAUAUUGAAGUGACCUACAGACUGGGGUUGCUUCCUUGUGGGGAUACAGCACAUUGCAUUCCUAUGGGCUAAACUGUUUAGGAUAGAUGGCCAGUCCCAUAGGCUUUGACACAAUUCAUUUAUUUAACAUGUUUUUCUAUGUUUAAGGUAAUUUAAACCAUAUUGAUAAUACCAAUUAGGAUAUUUUACUGUUUAGGCUUGCAUGUAUGUUGUUAUAUUUAGCCUACUUACUGACUCAAGACAUUUCAGCUUUUCAUUUUUAAUUCAUUUGUAAAAAAUUCU
Salvelinus namaycush (lake trout) is the source of this 2599-nucleotide messenger RNA. It is a transcript of the gene gask1a, whose product is annotated as golgi associated kinase 1A. The record is from RefSeq and is a predicted model, not a curated record. NCBI's taxonomy places the organism in Eukaryota, Metazoa, Chordata, Actinopteri, Salmoniformes, Salmonidae. The transcript has 4 exons. Bases 10 to 1608 code for a protein of 532 amino acids. Gene Ontology annotation, cellular component: Golgi apparatus.